This is a messenger RNA of Arachis duranensis, 805 nucleotides long. RefSeq lists its product as uncharacterized. Lineage: Eukaryota; Viridiplantae; Streptophyta; Magnoliopsida; Fabales; Fabaceae. The record is from RefSeq and is a predicted model, not a curated record. The coding region runs from base 74 to 670 and encodes 198 amino acids. The transcript has a single exon.
GCCGCUUUCACUGAAUUUCAUAUAUCCUAUCUUCACACUAAGAACGAAUUUCUCUUAUUUUUGUGUCACAUAAAUGGCAAAUUAUGGAACUACACAAAGAGUAGCAACCUCUUCCUCAAACUCUUCAUCAAAGCCUGAAAACUAUGAACCAAAAGUUCCAAAUGAAAAUCACUUCAAGAUUUUCUGCCCUUUUAGCAUUCCUUUAACAUCAGAAUCUGCAGCAGUUCGAAUCAUAAGAAACUUUGGCAUCUAUGGUCUAUACUACACCCACUUUGUGUGGAUCAUACUAUUCAUAACUCUCAUACCUGCCAGAAAAGUGUCACUGAUUCUUCUUGUUAUCAUGACAUAUGUGACAUCUCUUUUUCUUUUGAUUCUAAGAACAUGGCCAAAUUCUUUUCUGCUUCACAAGAUCAUAAACAAGUGGUUUGUGUUGGCUGUGAUCGCGGUUGCGACGGCGGUGCAGCUGGUUUUAACCGACGCUGGGAUUCAUCUGGCAGUGACUUUAGCUUGUAGUAUGCCUCUUGUUUUGGUUCAUGCAGUUUUGUGGGUUGGUUUUUAUGGUUCUGAGGUUGUGAAUUAUGAUGCUGGUUCUGCUUCUGCUUCAAGAGAAGGUGCUCCUCUUUUUGUAGUUAAUGAGAGUGGAGAUAAGGUUUCAAAUGAUGCUGUUUGACUUUUCUGUUUUUAUGAGUCUUGCUCAAGAAAUGAGUUUGUUGAAUUAAUGUGGUAAUAAAACUGUCAAAUUUUUUUUUUCUAUGAAUAAGUUGGUAUUUUGAGAUUUUAAUAACAGUUUUUGUUUUAAGUGUAA